AUGGAUUCCAUUUACAGCUCAUUUUUGCUGACGGAAGCACCGAGUCCUCUGUCGAACAUGACGAUUAUGCCGAAAUCGCCGGCGAGAUUCAAGCUCGGAAGGCAGUCUUCGCUAGCGCCGGAUUCAAGAACCCCGACAGAGACGGUAACGGAAGAUGAGGACGAGGAGCUGGCGGCGGCGGCGGCUGCUGGGAUCGUGGAUCCCACGAUUCGUCUGAUGUAUCUAGCCAACGAAGGUGAUAUCGAUGGGAUCAACAAGAUGUUGGAUUCCGGAACUAAUGUCGAUUACCGUGAUAUCGAUGGUCGUACUGCUCUCCACGUCGCCGCCUGUCAGGGACGAACCGAUGUGGUUCAGCUGCUGCUUAGCCGUGGCGCCACCGUUAAUUCCAUGGACCGAUGGGGUAGUACGCCUCUUGCAGAUGCAGAGUAUUACAAAAAUCAAGAUGUGAUUGAACUUUUGGAGAAACAUGGUGCUAAGCCUCCGAUUGCUCCUAUGCAUGUUCUAACGGACAGAGAAGUUCCUGAGUAUGAGAUCCAUCCUACAGAGCUUGAUUUUUCCAACUCUGUCAAAAUCUCAAAGGGAACCUUUCACAAGGCUUCAUGGCGUGGAAUUGAUGUGGCUGUUAAAACCUUUGGAGAAGAAAUGUUCGCCGAUGAAGACAAAGUGAAUGCGUUUAGGGACGAACUUCAACUGCUUCAAAAGAUACGCCAUCCGAAUGUUGUCCAGUUUCUCGGAGCAGUUACUCAAAGUAGCCCCAUGAUUAUCGUCACAGAGUAUUUACCGAAGGGAGAUCUUCGAGAAUAUCUAGACAGGAAAGGGCCUCUAAUGCCAGCGCAAGCAGUGAAGUUCGCUCUUGAAAUUGCGAGGGGAAUGAAUUAUUUGCACGAGCAUAAACCUGAAGCAAUAAUCCAUUGCGACCUAGAGCCUCCGUAG
Molecule: messenger RNA, 933 nt
Organism: Thlaspi arvense
Lineage: Eukaryota; Viridiplantae; Streptophyta; Magnoliopsida; Brassicales; Brassicaceae
Source: the annotation of a GenBank genome assembly